UUAGAGCUCCGGAAAGUCGGGUUCUUUGUGGACGCGACCGUGAUGUGCCGGAGACAGCCAUCCGAAUGGUAUUCGGCUCUCAUCUGCCUGGCAGCAUGAAGCAUCGCACCCUAACCUCCAACCCGGCCCUCUGGGCUUCUAUCCCGUGCCCACGCUCUGAGCUGCGCCUGGACCUGGUUUUAGCUUCUGGACAGUCUUUCCGGUGGAGGGAGCAGAGCCCUGCACACUGGAGUGGUGUGCUGGCAGAUCAAGUAUGGACACUGACCCAGACCGAGGAGCAGCUGUAUUGCACUGUGUACCGAGGAGACAAGAGCCAGGUCGGCAGGCCCACGCUAGAGGAGCUGGAAGCCUUGCACAAGUACUUUCAGCUGGAUGUCAGCCUGGCUCAGCUGUAUAGCCGUUGGGCUUCCGUGGACUCCCACUUCCAAAAAGUGGCUCAGAAAUUCCAAGGUGUGAGGCUGCUAAGACAAGACCCCACAGAAUGCCUUUUCUCCUUCAUCUGUUCCUCCAAUAACAACAUCGCUCGAAUCACUGGCAUGGUAGAACGGCUGUGCCAGGCCUUUGGACCUCGACUCAUUCAGCUUGAUGAUGUCAUUUACCAUGGCUUCCCCAGCCUUCAGGCCCUGGCUGGUCCGGAGGUAGAGGCUCACCUCAGAAAGUUGGGCCUGGGGUACCGGGCCCGCUAUGUAUGUGCCAGUGCCAAAACCAUCCUGGAAGAGCAAGGCGGGCUGGCUUGGCUGCAGCAACUUCGAGAAGCCCCAUAUGAAGAGGCCCACAAGGCCCUGUGCACCCUGCCAGGGGUGGGUACCAAGGUGGCUGACUGCAUCUGCUUAAUGGCCCUUGACAAACCCCAGGCUGUGCCUGUGGAUGUACAUGUAUGGCAGAUCGCCCAGCGUGACUACGGCUGGCAUCCUAACACAUCCCAGGCUAAGGGCCCGAGCCCCCUGGCCAACAAAGAACUGGGAAAAUUUUUCCGGAAUCUGUGGGGACCUUAUGCUGGCUGGGCCCAAGCAGUGCUGUUCAGCGCUGAUCUGCGUCAACCAAACCAGGCUCGGGAGCCACCAGCAAAGCGCAGGAAGGGCUCUAAGAGGCCAGAAGGUUAGGUAGGACCCAGGGGACAAAUGAUGUCAUUGGUAUCUUUCCCAUUGUUCUCCACUUCUCUAUCCCCACCCAGUUUCAUGUCAAGAAGACUCACCACUCCCACCUCAGAUGGCCAGCACCCCAAAAUCAAGCAGUCAGAUUUAUAGCAGGAGCAAGGGGGCUGUUUGAGAAAACGGAGUGCUCUUGUUUUAUCUUCCCUUUAUUACAAGAAGAACAAUAAAAUAGAAACAUUUGUAUGGAAAA
Molecule: messenger RNA, 1344 nt
Organism: Phodopus roborovskii (desert hamster)
Lineage: Eukaryota; Metazoa; Chordata; Mammalia; Rodentia; Cricetidae
Gene: Ogg1
Product: 8-oxoguanine DNA glycosylase
Exons: 7
Coding region: 66-1103 (345 amino acids)
Biological process (GO): nucleotide-excision repair; base-excision repair; base-excision repair, AP site formation
Cellular component (GO): nucleus
Molecular function (GO): damaged DNA binding; 8-oxo-7,8-dihydroguanine DNA N-glycosylase activity
Source: RefSeq, a predicted model, not a curated record